Molecule: messenger RNA, 906 nt
Organism: Sinocyclocheilus rhinocerous
Lineage: Eukaryota; Metazoa; Chordata; Actinopteri; Cypriniformes; Cyprinidae
Product: parathyroid hormone-related protein-like
Exons: 3
Coding region: 57-398 (113 amino acids)
Biological process (GO): bone mineralization
Cellular component (GO): extracellular region
Molecular function (GO): hormone activity
Source: RefSeq, a predicted model, not a curated record
UGCAGGAGAGCAGACGAGAGAGAGACGACACUCACUCGAGGUGUUUCAGUGUUCGGAUGAUGUUGAAGACGCAGAGAUCUCAGCAGCGCGUCGCUCUCAUGAUACUGAUGGUGAUCGCAGCCGUGCAGAGUCAGGAGAACGAGAGCAGGCGUGCGGUCACAGAGCAUCAGCUGAUGCAUGAUCGCGGUCGCUCCAUCCAGAGUCUGAGGAGGUUGAUCUGGCUGUCCAGCGCCAUCGAGGGGCUUCACACCGCGCAGACCCGCACGCUGAGCGCCGGCGAGCCAGACAGCAGGUGGCGCUCUCAGCCCGGGAAAGCGCACAAGAGAGCGCUGGAGACGCUGCUGGGCGACAUGUACCGACCUCACCUCACCGCUGCGCUCGGAGACCGAGAGAAAUAACAUCAUCCCAGAUAUACAUCCCAUCUGAUGUCCGGCCAAAACUCACCAAGACUGUCCGAUCCCAUCUAUAAUGAGGCGCAACGUUACCCAACAAAACUAGAUCGCUGUCAUUAUGAUCAACGAAACGGUAUUAUAGAUGAAACACGCUAGUUUUGUAAAGAUAGAUGGAUUGAUUAUAACGUAAGCGAUGUAGUUGUGUUUCUCCAUCUGCGCAGACGCAGAACUGCUCUCCUGCAUUCCCGUGCUGUGUAAAUCUGCCUGUAAGUCUUUAAAAACUUAUAUUGAAGACAUAUAAAAUCGGUUUAGUGUGCUAGACACCAUGCUACUUUGAAAUACACCAGCUAGUAUGGUUUUCACAAAGUACUUUAUGACUGUAUUUACUUACACGCGUGCAGAAACAUAUUAUGGUACUCUUUUGGGUGGAUUUAUUUAUCGGAUGUCUUGGUAUGUUUGCUUGGACGGGUUUUAAAUAUCUAGUAAAUCACUCUUGCUAUUAUAUUUAUUUACC